Messenger RNA from Drosophila erecta, 3189 nucleotides. It is a transcript of the gene PIG-N, whose product is annotated as GPI ethanolamine phosphate transferase 1. Bases 156 to 2837 code for a protein of 893 amino acids. The transcript has 2 exons. Gene Ontology annotation, cellular component: endoplasmic reticulum membrane. Gene Ontology annotation, molecular function: mannose-ethanolamine phosphotransferase activity. Gene Ontology annotation, biological process: GPI anchor biosynthetic process. The record is from RefSeq and is a predicted model, not a curated record. Lineage: Eukaryota; Metazoa; Arthropoda; Insecta; Diptera; Drosophilidae.
AAAGGUUUACAUAUAUUUGCAGUCUUAAAUGUGCAUUCAUCGUUUUCUAUUCACUGCCAUCUCUAACUUCCCAGCCGGCUUUAGUACUCGAUACCAGGCGCUUAUCAUUUCUUGUCACAGCUGAUUUCCAUUUGAAAACAAACAUUCCGGUCGAAAUGUGGAUUUCUUACGCCCUAGUGGUCCACGUACUGCUUCUGGGCUCGAUUUUCGUGAUUUACUUCCGGUCGCCGGUGAUCACGGGCCUAACUCCGCAGAAGCAACUUUUACAUUACGGCCUGGAGCCAGCAGCGAAUCGUUUAGUGCUAAUCGUGACAGAUGGACUUCGCGCGGACUCCUUCUUCGAGGAGAACUGCCGCUAUGUGCCCCACCUGCGCGAGAUCUUCUUGCGGGAGGGCGUGGUAGGCGUGUCACGCACUCGUGUGCCAACGGAAACUCGACCCGGACACAUAACCCUGAUCGCCGGACUCUACGAGGAUCCAUCUGCCGUGCUGCGCGGCUGGAAAAGUAACCCCAUCGAUUUCGACACGCUCUUCAACCGAAGCUCACAAACCUACGCUUGGGGCGCAAGCGAUGUUAUCAAUGUGUUUUCCCAUGUGUCCAACGGCGGCCUAAUACAUCUCCGGUUUUACGAAGAUCUGGACUUUUCGCCGGGCUACGAUGCCUACGAACAGGACGAGUGGGUGUUCAAGAGGGUGAAGUUCUUGCUCCAACAGAAGAGUGAACAGCUUCAGAGGGCGGAGCAUGUCGUGUUCUUUCUGCACCUCCUUGGACUGGACACCGCUGGACAUGUUCACAAGCCGGGCGCCCCCAAAUUCCGCCAGACCUUGGACAAGACGGAAAAAGGUGUUUACGAAAUAUACCAGGAGUUCGAGCGGAGGUUUCCCGAUAAGCGAACUGCUUAUUUAUUGACCGCUGAUCAUGGAAUGACCGACUCGGGUGCCCACGGUGCUGGUUCGCCCCAUGAAACGGACACCCCAUUUGUGCUGUGGGGUGCCGGUGUAUCGCGGACGGUUCCCAAUCCUGGAGGGCGGACAUUUAUGCCGAACAAUGAAGGUCCUGCAAUGCCAAUGCACGAACUGGAGCAAGCCCAGCUUACACCCCUGAUGGCCGCCUUGUUGGGUCUCGCACCUCCCAUGAACAACUUUGGGAAGUUGCCCGUGGGUUACAUGAAUGUCAGCACGGAAUACGAGGCAAUGGCUGCCCAUGUAAAUGCUCUGCAGCUCCUGGAGCAGUAUGUGGCCUUGCAGAAGCAGCAUAAAAAGGGAUUUUUCGCAGAUAUUUUACUCGAGUUUGAUGUCCUAACCACCGAAGCAAUCAAAGGAUACAAGGAUACAAUCCUACAGCUUCAAAAGAACCGGGAGUACUCACUUUGUAUAGUCAAGAGCCAAGAUAUCAUGACGCAAGCCCUUGAGGGCAUCGAUUACUACCACGGAUACUACCGCAGAGUGCUUCUACUGAGCACCACUUCCACUUUCCUGGGAUGGAUGUUCUACAUCUACCGCCUCCUGUCUAGAAACAGGGCGAGUAAAGUGGAGUUGAUCCUUGAAAGGAGUAACAAAAUAAUCAGAGUAAGCAUAGGAAGUUCUUUGAUCGUCCUCGUUAUUUGUUUGCUGAGCCAACGAACACCGCUGGAUAUAUCAUUUUAUAUGCUGCUUCCAAAUAUCGUUUGGCUUAAGGCAUUGCAACCCUGGACCAUCAACUUCUCUUCAUCCCCAGCUUCAGCGUAUAGUGUGCCGGCCCUGCAGACCUCAAUGGGGCAGCUUAUAUUACUCAUUGCUUGCGCGGAGCUAAUGGUCUUUACCUUCUUCGAGCGCCGCCUGAUCGCGCUGUGCUACUUCGUCUUUGCCUGCUACAAUAGCUGGGGAAACUUUCAAAUGAAAUCCAGGGAUUUCUUCUUCUGGCUGGCAUUGGUCCUGAUGCUGACGUGCUUUCCGCUGCUGCCGCUGUCUGUGGGCUACCAGAAUGGAUACCUGCUUGGAGCUGGAGUUGUAGUAAUUCUUACGAACUCAUUUUGGAAUUCAAAGUCGAGAUUAAGCUACAGCAAGCACACAAAGUUCAGCAAUGUCCUGAUACUGCUGCAAACCAUGUUGUGUGCGUAUCUGCACUCAAACGGCAUUUAUAUUCCAGUUCCACUGAAAUUGGCUAGCUGGUUGUACCUGAUAUACGCCUUCGCAUCCAUAGUGCUGAGCAGAGAGCCAAGAUUGGAUCUGCGUCUCGCUCAGAUUGGCUUUAAUUUGGGAUCUCUGUACGCCACACUAUGUACCUCCUAUGAGGCUGUGUUUGUCCAGUUCCUGACCAUAGAACUGAACUUCUCGUUGAGGGCUCAAAGUGCGCGGGCAGAGAGGUCAGUGCUCCGACUGGCAUUCACCCUGCUCUUGUACACCUUCUUUUCGCUCUUCGGAUCCGGAAACAUAGCGUCGAUCAGCUCCUUUGAUCCGAACAUAGCUCGCUGCUACCUCAGCCACUUUGCCCCCUUUGUGAUCAUGGCUCUGGUGCUACUGAAACUCCUUGUGCCUGUGGUGCUGAUCAUGUCGGUGGUUUAUGCCCAGAGCGAAUUUGUGCGCCAGCACGAGGAGCAGAUCUUUAUAUGCCUGCUGCUCAUUUGCGAUGUAAUGGGCCUGAACUUCCUGUUCCUGGUGCGCAACCAGGGCUCCUGGCUGGACAUUGGUUCCUCCAUAUCCCACUUCGUUAUCAUGGAGGUCACCACGCUGGUAAUCCUGCUGCUCUUCUAUGCCGCAAAGCAGUUGCUGCGAGUGAUUCCUUGGGAGGAAAUAGACUUCAAAAGGUUGCCAUUGCGUUUAAUCCACUGGGAUGUGAUCAGCGCCAAGCAUCACUAGUCAUCUGACCGAUUUGACAAAACUUCUAGCUAAGCUUAAACAUUUAUGUUCGAUAAUAUUUACAACACUAAGAAUUAGUAACAUACACAUGUAAAUUAUAGAAUCUAACGCUAGGAAUGUGUCUGUGUGUAGGUGAGGGUCCGGGUGGAUCGAUUUCAUGGACAACCCAAUCUGAGCUUAGAAAGAAGACGAAUAAUUAUUUGUAAACAUGACAAUUCUUUACUGAUUCUGUACCUUUCUGAAGCAUUUAAAAAUGUAUUAGAAACUUCAGUAUUGUUACUAUUUUAAAGAUAAAUAAAUUAAGAAUUUCAGAACAUUUUUGUUAAAAAAAAAAUUGUAAACUGAUUAUAUU